Microthlaspi erraticum is the source of this 705-nucleotide messenger RNA. Lineage: Eukaryota; Viridiplantae; Streptophyta; Magnoliopsida; Brassicales; Brassicaceae. The record is from the annotation of a GenBank genome assembly.
AUGGAAGCUUCUGGAUGUACCUCUUGUGGCCUCCGACAUUGCCAAUGCCGCCGGCAAGCAUCCACCACCGUAUCCCGCGGCGCAAACGAUGUGCUACUGAAGAUCACUCCAGCUUGUUUAUGUAGUUGCUACUCCUGUUGGGCUAUUUUUUUCUACCUUAUCUUACUCCUCUGUACAGGAAAACUAUUUUUCAACGGGACAUCUGGCUGUUACUUGGACCUCUUUGCCCAUUCCGUCUCCGUCUCCGUCUCAGACGUAAACGCAAACAUUUCAACUGCUGAUUGGAGAAUCGGUUUGAUCGCGAUGAGUCCGGUCUCCGACUGCAAAAUCUCUCUCCAUACAAUCAAAUCGCGUCUCCUUCGUGCCGACGACGUCAUCUCCGAGUCCCCUACGUCGGUGGAUGUUUUCGGACGGCUUGUUACCGAAGACAAAACAGACGGGAAGGUAUUAGCUGUCGAUUUCAAAACGGUGGCAAUGCCGGGAGUUAUGGCCGGCGUGGUUAGGGAUUAUCGGGUGGAGAUUGCCGCCGGAGUGAGUGUAUACUGCGGAGGUGGUUACUUGAUGGUGUUGUGCGGCGAUUUACCGGUGAAGUUCACGGCCGAUCCGGCGGGGAAUGUGAUUGGAUCGUUGCUAGGAAAUAUGAAACGGUGUGAUUAUUUAUUCAGUGAUGAUUUGAAUCUUUCCUUUAGAUCUCCCCGACCAUGA